Messenger RNA from Centropristis striata (black sea bass), 5961 nucleotides. It is a transcript of the gene ntrk3a, whose product is annotated as neurotrophic tyrosine kinase, receptor, type 3a. Bases 435 to 2930 code for a protein of 831 amino acids. Lineage: Eukaryota; Metazoa; Chordata; Actinopteri; Perciformes; Serranidae. Gene Ontology annotation, biological process: regulation of phosphatidylinositol 3-kinase/protein kinase B signal transduction; multicellular organism development; positive regulation of kinase activity. Gene Ontology annotation, cellular component: signaling receptor complex; plasma membrane; axon. Gene Ontology annotation, molecular function: transmembrane receptor protein tyrosine kinase activity; ATP binding; neurotrophin receptor activity. The record is from RefSeq and is a predicted model, not a curated record. The transcript is spliced from 18 exons.
AACGAUGCAGAGAGAAGGGGGGAGAGAAAGAGAACCAGACUGCACGCUCAGAGCCCUUCAUGUCAUGGACCUGGAAUAUUUUCGGGAUUUCUUCCUUCUCUUUAUUCCUUCCCAGCGGUGUUUUCUGUGAACGCGCAGGAGAGCCGUGACUGGCAUCACCAAAAUCUCUCACAUACCCACACACGCACUGUCUCUCUCUCUCACACACACACGAACACACAGUAUGGAUACACACGGACAUGAAGGGAGGUUUUUUUUGCGUGUGAGUGUUGAUUUAACAUCCCUUUGAGAAAUAAGGUGAGAACACCGGUUACGCAUUCGCACGGUCACGUACGCGCGGAGCGGACGAUGCACGCGAGGAUUUGAGUCAUUUUUUUUCUUGCUGCUGCGCUGCAAAGUUGCGAAGAAAAUCUGAGCACUUGAAUCGUGACAGCAUGGAUGGAUUUGGUGCGUUACAUUGCGCAGUCGGAGUCCGUCGCCCUCCCAGGAUAUGGUGCUGCUGGAAGGUUGUCUUUCUGCUCAGCGUCUUCUUUCACAACUACCUGAGCUCCAUUCUGGACUGUCCGCCCACAUGCACCUGCUCGCCCACAGAGAUCUACUGCAAUAAGUCAGAGGACAGCAAAGUCUUCCCGCUUCUGUCCAUCAUGAGCGCCGGGAACAGUAACGAGAGCAUUGAGGAGCUUUUCCAGAACAUCACCUCCAUACACAUUGAGAACUGGACUGGUCUGCAGACCCUGAAGGACGUGGACAUGUACAUCUACACCGGCUUACAGAGGCUAACUAUUACAAGGAGCAGCCUGGUUAACAUCCAGCCUCGUGUCUUCUCCAAGAACCCCCACCUGCGCUACAUAAACCUGUCCAAGAACCCGAUGUUGACCACACUGUCCUGGCAGAUAUUUGAACAUCUGCAGCUCUACGAACUUCAUUUAGAGGACGUGAUGUUUUCCUGCGGCUGUGAGAUUCGCUGGCUGCAGCUAUGGCAACAGAGAGGAGAGGCGGGGCUAAGCGGCCAACAGUUAUACUGUGAGGAUUACAGGAAGACUGGUGACAGGAUGAUACUGCUGCAGGAUAUGAACAUUAGCAGUUGUGACCCUCCAGAUAUCAGCGUCAGCCACAGCAACAUCACUGUUAUCGAGGGUGAUCGAGUAACGGUGAUCUGUAAUGGCUCUGGGUCCCCGUUACCUGAAGUGGACUGGCCUGUCAACGGCUUGCACUCAGGCCACCAUCAACAGGCCACCGUCUACGACAACAACACUAUUCAUUCCGUCACCCUAACUUUGUUCAAUGUGAGCAGAGACGAUAACAACUUCCUGCUAACCUGUAUCGCCACCAACAUAGUCGGCAUGAGCAACGGUUCCGUCCAGCUAACUGUUCACUUUCCUCCCUCCAUCGUGAAGCUGAAGGAGCCAGAACGCCGCCAUGACACGUGCAUUGAGUUCACUGUCCGAGGCUCGCCCCAUCCGACCUUACGAUGGUACUACAAAGAUCAGGAAAUAUCCCACACUGAGUAUGUGCGUCCUGAUAUGGAUAUUUAUCAGGACUACAUUGAGGGCUGCCUAACCUUUAAAAACCCAACACACCACAACAACGGCAACUACACUCUGGAGGCCAGCAACUACCUGGGUUUGGCCUCCAGAACCGUGUACGGACACUUUCUAGACAAGCCUUUCGAUGUUGCGGAUACAGAUUAUGAUUAUGCAACUCCGACUGCAGAGACUCACAAACCUGAGGAAGAUACUUUUGGGGUCACCAUAGCAGUAGGCCUGGCAGCGUUUGCCUGUGUGAUGCUGGUGGUUCUCUUCCUUCUCAUCAACAAAUAUGGACGUCGCUCCAAGUUUGGCAUGAAAGGACCAGUAGCAGUAAUAAGCGGUGAGGAAGACUCUGCCAGCCCCCUUCAUCAUGUCAACCAUGGGAUUAUCAGCCCCUGUACGCUGGAUGGCGGGCCGGACGCCGUGGUGAUUGGAAUGACCAGGAUCCCUGUGAUAGAGAACCCACAGUACUUCAGACAUGGACACAACUGUAACAAACCCACCACCUAUGUUCAGCACAUUAAACGGAGGGACAUUAUUUUGAAGAGGGAGCUUGGAGAAGGAGCCUUUGGCAAGGUCUUUCUGGCUGAAUGUUACAACCUGAGCCCCACAAAGGACAAGAUGCUGGUAGCUGUAAAGACUCUGAAGGACCCCACUCUUGCAGCCAGGAAGGAUUUCCAGCGUGAGGCUGAGUUGCUAACCAAUCUCCAGCAUGAGCACAUAGUGAAGUUCUACGGAGUGUGUGUGGACGGAGACCCUCUCAUCAUGGUCUUUGAGUACAUGAAGCAUGGAGAUCUCAAUAAAUUUCUCCGAGCCCACGGACCAGAUGCCAUGAUCUUGGUGGACGGGCAGCCUCUGCAGACCAACGGGGAGCUGGGUCUGUCCCAGAUGCUGCACAUAGCCAGUCAGAUCGCAGCUGGGAUGAUCUACUUGGCGUCUCAACACUUUGUGCAUCGUGAUCUGGCAACCAGAAACUGCCUGGUGGGGAAUGGCCUUCUGGUGAAAAUAGGAGACUUUGGCAUGUCCAGAGACAUUUACAGCACAGAUUAUUACAGGGUUGGAGGUCACACCAUGCUGCCUAUCCGCUGGAUGCCUCCCGAGAGCAUCAUGUACAGGAAGUUCACCACAGAGAGUGACGUGUGGAGUCUCGGAGUCAUCCUGUGGGAGAUCUUCACCUAUGGCAAACAGCCGUGGUUCCAGCUCGCCAAUAAUGAGGUGAUAGAGUGCAUUACUCAGGGCAGGGUACUGGAGCGGCCCAGGCUCUGUCCCAAGGAAGUCUACGAUAUGAUGCUGGGCUGCUGGCAGAGGGAACCACAACAGCGCCUCAACAUUAAAGACAUUCAAAAGUUGCUGUUUUCUCUGAUGAAAGCCACACCGGUCUAUCUGGACAUACUGGGAUAGGAAUGACCAUGAGGGGAAAGGAAUUCUGUUAUAGGUUGGACCACCAGAUCUCCACUGGAAUAGAAAUGAGUACACUGGAUCAGAAGGAAAUGGACUGCCUUGGAGCAGAAGUCUGGCUUGGACUCACAGCUAAAUCUAUGGUGGACACAUGUGAAUUAGGAUUAGGAAUGGGCUUUACCUUGCAUCAAACUGCCUGACAUAUAAGGAUUGGAAUGAACAAACUAAAGUGGAGUAUUGCAAGUUUAACUGGAUUGGAAUUAACUGGAUUACAUUGCAUUGCAUCACACUAUAAUCAAAGGAAAUGUCUUGGGCCUUACCAACGUGGUCAGGUCUGGGCUUGUUAGAUCCAGUAUUGCUCCCUUUUUGAAUGAACUCAUGACUAAAAGACAUGACUUUGAAGAUCACAUUGCAUCAAACUGGACUGAACUGGAUUAACCUGAUUGUACUGGUCUGGUAUGGUUUGGUUUUCUUCAUUUCCUAGCCUAUGCGUCCUCAUUUCACCCUGUCUAAAUCAGUGCAGCUUUGGUUCUAUCUUGAUGGAGCCUGACCUAGCCUGGUAGAAUAUGGCUCGGUUUGGUUAUUUAAAAUACUGUGUACCCCUUACCAUUAUAUUGACCUCACCCUAAUCAAUUUUUAUUUGUUUCACAAACCCUAAAGCUGCCCACACAUGAUGAUCGGUGAAAUUGCUCUGCACUGGCUGUCCCAUUGUCGAUGGAGUUGCCCAACUAGGCGGAGGUGCUACCCUUGCUGUAGUACAUGGCUCUAAAUUGUCACCUUGUACUCACCUUUCUGAUCUUUUAAGGUGCAACCAGUGAGAUAAGAGAUGUUUCUGCCGUAGCCAUAAGCAACACAUGCAAACAGCGGAGGUAGAGAGUGAUGAUGGAAACACUCGCUAACGUUAACGUACACAACAAACUUACAAAACGUUGAAAAUAUAACACGUUCUCCUCAGAAAAACUAAUAUAUGGCAAAAUGUCAGCAGUCCAAUGUGGCUACCAUGUUUGUGAAUAAGCAUAUAGUUGACAAACUUAGCUAAAUCCAACAAUAAAGUUAGCCUAGCUGUUUAUGUGCGCAAUUUCUGCUAAAGAUUACCCACGCUGUGCUUUGCCUCUGCAACUAAUGUGUGCCCUACCUUGCGACAAAUGAAGAGCAAAUUUCACGACUAUCGUGUAGAAGUUCAGAAGGAGGAUCUAAAGAAACCUCUGUGCUUUUAAAAAAAAUGGAUGCCUUUGUCUUUGAGGAUAUCUUACCCAGGCUUGUCUAUUUGCCUAUAGUUUUACACACCUUGGGCUUGCCAUUAUUGCUUGGCCAGAUUGGACUCAAUGCCCCUCAUGUGGAACUUGAUAGUGUUCAUGGCAAAUGUUCUGGAAGAUCUUCAUGAAUCCACAGUUUUGAAGUACUAAACAUGUCUGUUAAUUAAAUCUGUUAGGGAUAAAAUUCUAUAUCAUGACCUACUUUUGGCGUGUGAAACAAUUGUUACCUUUUAAUUGUUUAAUUGUUACCUUUUUUUUUUUCAAUCCAAAAUGAUGAUGAUAAUAUUUUGGUGGUUCUUAGUAACACUAUAGAGACAAACUGAAGUGCUGCAUCAUUUCAUUUUGGAACCUUUAAUGGCAUGACAACUCCUGAAACCAGCAGCAUUCUUGUGGCUGCGAGUGAAAUUGUCCAGCCGGUUCUCAUGUCAAAAACGUCAAUAUAUUCAUAAUAUAUAUCAUGUUUUUUUUCAUAACUUGCGGUAGUCACAUGAACCAUGUAACUACUUCACUUCCGGCAUUUACGUUCAUUAAUUUUCUGUAUAAAUUGUCUUUUAUAACGUCUUACCAGAAAGUUUUGGCCCUAAACCUAGGUCAGUGGUUUUACAACAUAUAUCCACAGAAACUGCAGUCUUUUUACAACCGCAGACCGUACGUGUGUGCUAUUUUAGAAUUCGCCGUUGUACCGCGAGCCGCGAUGCGUACCUACGUGUCGUAAUGGGUGGUACUGACACACAACCUCUUCUGCCAUUUAGGUUGGAGAACUUGUUGAUUUGUCCUCAUACAAACUUUAGGAAAGGAAUAAAAAUGCAAGACAGGCAGUUAUAGCUUAAUGUUAAGGGAAUGCACGGUGCACAUGACCAUCUGUAGGUCAUUUCAUUUUUCAACACUGUUCAUUGAAACUUUGAGCAAGUGGGUCAACAAGAAAAGACAAUUUGCAUUAUUCAAACAAGUCGUGUGCAGCAGCCACUAUGUUCUUAAGUGCUAGUCCAAUGUCAGCACGCUUCAUUGUUUUCAACUGCAAAGCCUUCAUAGACACACCUUCUUGUGUUGAACUCAUUACCCCACUGAGCUGUUCACUUGUGCAAGAGCCCAACCAGACCUUCCAAUCCUGAGCCUGGAAGUGUGGCCCGAAUGACUGUCUGUCACCAUAAAGAUGGACCUAAGUGCCUCCUCCUUCUUUCUAAACACUGGGAACUCAAAAGAGAAAAAAAAACAACAAAAAAAACUUUCGUCUUUCAAAAUAAGAGCACUUUUACAUUUUGUUUACCUGCUUAAAAAUGUACACUAGCUGUAAACCUUCCUCAUUUUCUUACAAAUAAACUUUCAGCACUCUAUGUAUUGCAAAAAAUAGUAAUAAAAACCUUCAAAAAAAGGAAUACAAUUAUCAAAAUAAUACAGAAAAAAGAGACCCCUGCAGUGGGGGCAAAAAUAAACAAAAAGCUUUUUUGUACCCUUUGCAGCUCAACAAAAACAUUGAACUACCCAAGGUGAAGUUACAUUCUUGUUUUUAAAAAAAACAUAUAUUUUUUAUUUAUUUUUAUUUUCAAUCAAAGAGUGGACCUCUGCCAUGUUCCAAAGCCAUUGGAAUAUUCUGCCACUGGGGAGGACAUAAGUGAUCACCACUUAAAGACAAAUAAUUGGCUAGGAGGAAGCCUUCAAGGAAGCCUUUUUGUUACAUACCUGGAUCCACUCCGACAUCAGUGAGACACAACAGCUGUACGGCAACAGAAAGUCUGAACUGAAACGAUCACGAUGGAGCUACCAGUCGAUGAACAAAA